Scylla paramamosain (green mud crab) is the source of this 2352-nucleotide messenger RNA. RefSeq names its product nucleoporin 88-like (gene mbo). Gene Ontology annotation, molecular function: protein binding; structural constituent of nuclear pore. Lineage: Eukaryota; Metazoa; Arthropoda; Malacostraca; Decapoda; Portunidae. The transcript has 14 exons. The coding region runs from base 23 to 2164 and encodes 713 amino acids. The record is from RefSeq and is a predicted model, not a curated record. Gene Ontology annotation, biological process: ribosomal small subunit export from nucleus; protein import into nucleus; mRNA export from nucleus. Gene Ontology annotation, cellular component: nuclear pore.
AAUCCCGUAGUUCAAUUUGAGCAUGUCAACAAACAUGGCAGGGCGCACUGGACGAGAUGCUGCUUAUCCUUUGUUUGAGAAGAUAUCCAACAAAUUCAACAUCAGUUCCAGCAAAAAGUCAUCAAACCGCCAAUUACUGUCAGUGGUGGACGACGCACUUUUGUGCUGGAGCCCCGAGGACUGCUGUCUCUUCUCACAGGUCCUGGACGUACCCACCUCAACAGUCCAGACAUUAGCUCUUUCCCGACCUCCAGUUUGGGAGGUUGAGCAGCUGCUGAGGAACAGGAAUAGAAGCUGUCUGGCUUUGGCUGGUAGUCGAGGUGUGGUUGUUGUGUAUCUACCCCUGCGCUCAGGCACUCCCCCCUUGUUUGACCAUGGCAAGGAAGCAAUCACCUGCAAAGUGGAGUAUGUUGCAGAACACUUCCUCACCUGCCAUCCAAAGCUGGAAGUGGUGAGUGCUGCGUGGCACCCAGGUUCCCUUGAGAACAUCCACAUAGUUAUUCUUUCAUCAGAUAAUUGUCUCAGAAUUUACAGUCUGUCAUCAACUGAAAUUCCUGAACAAACAAUUGCUAUUGGACCAGGUGAGGUUGGUGUCAUCAAUAGCUCCAGCAUCACUUGCAACUCUGCCCUUGGAGAGGAUGCAAUUGCAUUCGACUUUGGUGUUCCCUUUGAACCUGUGAAAUGUGUCUCUGGCAAUCCUGUAUCCAAUCACAGCUUCAGCUACAUGAAUGAUGAAGAGGAGGGACAAAUCAGAUAUGUUCAACUGCAGUGGCCCAUAUUUAUCCUUCUCAGCAAUGGGGAGGUUUACUACACAAAUACCUCUCUUGGAUGUAACAGACCACCAGUACAUCAAUUGUAUGGGCCCUUGAGCAUGAUCCCAGCAUGUGAAGACAAUUAUGGACUGGACUCUUGCAGCUUGUUGGUGCUACAAUGCUCACCACCCAUACUUGUUAUUGCUACUGCAGGUGGACAGCUCCAUCACUGUGUUGUCAUUGAUACAAAAUAUAAAGAUAAUUCCACAGUGUUUCCACCUAGUGCUUCAUCUGACCUUCAGUUCAGCUUGCAAACAAGUGUUAAGCUACAUGUAUAUGAGACUGUGGAACUAGAGUUGUCACUACUUCCUGAUGACCAAGGAUUCACCACACCUCUCCUUCUUCAUCCAGAUCCCACUACCCCAACAAGGUACUUGGUGAGCCAUGAAGCUGGUGUGCACACAGUCACUGUUUCUCUUGUGGAGAAGCUUCUAAACUACAGUGAACUCCCUGAUGAUGCUGGUUUCACAGAAAGUGAAUUCCCUUGUGUGGUGGACCAUGUACUCUGCACCAGACUGGUGACUCCUGCUACUUUGCUCCCAGUAGUGGGUUUGGUGGCCAGUGCUUGUCACUCACUUUUUAUUCUUCUAGCAUCAGGAAAAGUCUUUGCUGUACCAUUACCAUCUGCCUUUUUGCCAGAGUUAAUUGAACACACUAAUCCAGAGAUUGACCUUGUGCCAUCUCCUUUAAGGAAGGUACAUACUGAAAACUUUGAAAAUCACAUCAGAAGCACCUUGCAGCGGACAACUUCACAGCCCUUGCUAGCCUCUGGGUCUACUGGCAAUGUGACCCACAGUAAGUGCAUCUCUCUCCUCAACCGUGUGCUGAUGACUCUACGCACUAAUUACAUGCAGCCACAGAAAGUUGCCAAGAUGGACAUGGAUAAAAGGUCAGAUAUUCUUGUUCAACAGAAGCAAAGGUUAAAAGAUGAUUUAGAAGCUCUGCAAGCGAGGAAAAAAGCUCUAACAGAGAAAGCUCAUGAACUAGCAGAAAAGUAUGAGAAUGCCAAUGAAAAGAAGUGCUUACUUAUAGGAAGAUUGGAAUGUGUGAUCAGCAGAAUGAUGAGAACUCUUCCUGUGCUAUCCAACAGUGAGAAGAAAAUGAUGCAAGAAUUAGAAACAAUGCAGACUCAUAUUCCUGGGUUAUUGAACCAACUUAAACAAAUAAAGGAGAAGGAAAAGCUAACAAGUCAGAUGGAAGCACACCAUACAUCAGAAGCAGCAGGACAUCAGGUUAGCAGCAUUUCUGAGAACCAACUCAAGACUCUCAGUGAAGCUCUGUCUAAAGAGGGAGAAAAGUUGGUGAGUCUCACACAAAAAGUUAAUCAAGCAAAGCAGGAGUUUCAUCUAUGAAGAUAUUGAUUUAAUAAGUAGGUCACAUGGAAUGGGAAAGUGAGUUUGAAAUCAUAUUUAUUGAACUGAUGAUGUGUAAUUGUUGUGUGUUUUGUUUGGAUUAUUUUAUAGAAAUUUCUGAAUCUUUUUACCCUCUGAUGUAAGUAUUUUCCACUUCCUGUUGCAUAAAAAUACAUUUUGUCUUCAGA